AUGAGAGCUGCUGUUAUUAAGAAACCCUAUCUUGUUGAAACAAUCGAGAAGGAGGUUCCCAAGAUAUCUCAGCCGACAGAUGUGCUUGUAAAAGUCAAAUUUUCAGGGCUUUGUGGGUCAGAUCUUCAUUAUUACCGCGGACAUAUCCCACUGAAAGAGAAUAGCACCAUGGGUCACGAAUUUUUGGGAACUGUGGUGGAGAGGGGCUCUGACAUAAAAGACGAAGAUUUCAUGAUUGGCGAGGAUGUUAUCGCAACAUUCACCAUUCAGUGUGGAAAAUGUUGGUAUUGCCAAAAUGGGUAUUCCGGCACAUGUGAUCAAACCAACACUUUCGGCAAAGCAGGCCUUGAGGGCGGUCAAGCUGAGUAUGUUUUGGUACCUUUUGCAAAGACAACUUUGGUGAAAAAACCAACAUCAAAUGACAAUAUAGAUGAUUCUGUGUACGUGCUUAUGGCAGACAUUUUUGUCACUGGGUAUUUCGGAGUGAAAAAAAUUAUUGAUCACUUCCAGGACAACAUGGAGCGGAAAUCUAUCAGAGUUUUACAAAUCGGCGCAGGUCCAGUGGGGCUUUGCGCCGUCAGGAUUUUAAAACAUUUCGGCUUCGAACAUAUCGUAGUAGUUGAUGGGAUUGAAGACAGAUUGAACCAUGCGAAGUUGCUUGGUGCAGUUGAAACCGUGAAUUUCAAAAGUGAAACAGGUAAGUUGGAUUCUUUAAGAGAAUCAAUCACCGACAAUAGAGGGUUUGAUGCAGUCCUAGAAAUAGUGGGUGCUACUUCUGCCUUGAAGACAGCAUUCUUUAAUGUGAGAAGGGGAGGUUUUAUCAGCUCUGUCGGUAUGGGUCAUGACCCUUUUCCAUUUAAUGCUCUUGAAUCAUACGUGAAAGGUCUUACAAUUAGUUUCGGAAGAUGCAAUGCUUGGUCUCUCUUCCAUGAAGCACUUAGAGUUUUUGAGGAAUUGAAAUGCGAUCUAAUUAGUUUGAUUGAUACCAAGUGUCCCAUAAAUGAUGCCAAACUGUGCUAUGAGAGAUUCGAGAGGGGAGAGGUCAAAAAGGUUGUUUUCACUUUUACAUAA
Metschnikowia bicuspidata var. bicuspidata NRRL YB-4993 is the source of this 1071-nucleotide messenger RNA. RefSeq lists its product as uncharacterized. The coding region runs from base 1 to 1071 and encodes 356 amino acids. The transcript has a single exon. Lineage: Eukaryota; Fungi; Ascomycota; Pichiomycetes; Serinales; Metschnikowiaceae. The record is from RefSeq and is a predicted model, not a curated record.